Messenger RNA from Aspergillus lentulus, 681 nucleotides. Lineage: Eukaryota; Fungi; Ascomycota; Eurotiomycetes; Eurotiales; Aspergillaceae. The record is from RefSeq and is a predicted model, not a curated record.
AUGAGGAUAAUCGACCCCCAAAGCGCCGUCCUCACCAACAUCGAGGUCCUGGCCUACAUAACCGCCAACCCACCCCGACGACCCCCUAACCCUCCCCCGAACUCCCGGAACUGGGUUCCUAGUCCUGAUCUCCGCGACCACAAUACAGUCGUCCGAGAGAUCCACAACUACAUCCACCGUCUCUCCCCUCACCUCCUCAAAUACCCAGCUUAUAUACAUGGCGAACCGCCACAGUCGCAACAACAGCCGUCGUCGGGUGCGUCCCCGACGGUACCCCCCGUGCAGCCGAGUACGCCUACGCCCAUUGACCUUGCGCUCCGCGAGCUGGUUACGCGGCUGAAGCCGUUUGGGUUGACGAAGGGGGAGGUGGUUAUGAUUGUGAAUCUGGGGGUGGGGUUGGAUACGCCCUCCGGGGCGCGGGGUGGUGAGGAGGAAGGGGAGGGAGGAGAGCAGGAUGGGAUGGAGGUUGAUGAGGCGGAAGGAGGGGAGGAGGGUGGGGAGGAGGCAGGUAGAGAAUCAGGGGGUGGUGGGUUGAGCGAGGAGGAUUACGGGGCGCUUGCGCUGCUGGAUACGGUGAUUGAGGAGCGGGAGGAGAGGUUAUCGGAGGAUGAUGUGGCGCAGAUAUUGGCUAUUAUCCGGGAGACGUUAGGGUCGAAGGGGAGGACGGGGAGUGUAGGGUAG